CUCUAGUAAGCAAUGUAAGAAUAUAUUAUAAAAGGUUAUCGAUGUCAAACAACACUUUGAUCGAUGUCUCCUUUACUUUCGUAUCACUUCUAGUCAGUAUUACUUUAUACGAUCUUUAUGACAUGUCAUUUAUCGUUGACAGUCGUUACUAAAUCUCGAUCAGCGAUACUACAGCGCGUAGUCAGUGACAGAUAAUAAUACAAUCAGGGAUCUGAAUAGGGUGCCCAUUUUCAGACGUAUGAACGGUCGAAUUUUCCCGAUAAUCAAUUUUCGAGAGAGAAACUCGUGAUUGCGUUCGUAUCUCUCGAGUCGAUUAACCUUAUCACGCUUGCCAGAUUAGCGUCAAUCGUUUAGAUGAGUGUUUCUGCCAGUGUCAGCCGAUGGUGAACAUAUCCUGUGUGUUGUCUAGAAAAUGAUGGUCACUGUGAUCCAGGCGAAGCUCGCGUCGAUGAUCAUCAUUGGCGUCGGCAGCUUUGUUGUAGGUGUUGCACCGGCAUGUUUCGUUUCGCGCGUACGGUACCUUCAGCAGAAACUCCUACUUUCCUGCACUUUGUGUUUUGGUGGUGGCGUUUUAUUCGCAACCGCCGUUCUGCACAUGUUACCGGAAACUCGCGAAUCUAUGUCCAAAUAUGCGGAAUUACUCUUCUCUUGCGGUUUUCUUCUUUUAUACUUCAUAGAUGAAUGUGUUCAUUAUUUUUGGGGCAGUGAUGAUCAGCAUGUUUCUCAGCCAAAUCGUCAUGAAACCUGCAAUUGGAACACUGGAAAUCAGAUGGAACGAUGCCAGAGUCAUCCGCAGCAAGUGAGCUAUACUGUGGGUAUGCGGAGCGUCAGAGGCAUUUCCGGGACCGAUUUUAAUUCGAAACCGUCUUACCAGACGAACCUAGCCGGAAAUGGAGCGGGCAGCAGUUGGAAAAACAGCACUUACGGGGCAAUACAACAUAUGCCGUCUGCACCAGCUCGUUACGACGACGAGACGUUCUUAUGCCAUGGCAAUCAUUCGGAGCCGUGCGCAGAUUCCAAUACUAACCUUAUGGGACUUUUAUCAGCACUCACCGUCCACGCUAUACUCGAGGGACUAGCGAUUGGCUUGCAGAAGGUUACCUCUGAGGUGUUCCUGUUGGUUGGAGCCGUCGCUUCCCAUAAGUUCGUCGUUGGAUUCUGCUUAGGAUUAGAGUUAGCUGGAGCCAACAGCGGCCUUCUUAGGCUACUACUAGCGAUCUUUGUGUUCUCCGCUGGAUCCGCGCUUGGUAUAGGAAUUGGAAUGUUAACAUACAAGGUAAAGAAUAAGUGGACGGAGGUGGCUAUACCGAUUCUGCAAGGUUUAGCAGGUGGAACAUUGUUGUACGUGACGGUUAGCGAAAUCUUGCCAAGGGAGAGAGCAAGAUGGCACAAAAGCCCUCGACGCUUCGCUGGUAUUUUGCAGCUUCUUUCCGUGAUUCUUGGUUUCGUUAUUAUCUUCCUUCUGAAUAACUACAUGGGCACGUGA
Messenger RNA from Eufriesea mexicana, 1486 nucleotides. RefSeq names its product Zinc/iron regulated transporter-related protein 88E (gene Zip88E). Gene Ontology annotation, biological process: zinc ion transmembrane transport. The coding region runs from base 413 to 1486 and encodes 357 amino acids. Gene Ontology annotation, cellular component: plasma membrane. The transcript has 4 exons. Gene Ontology annotation, molecular function: zinc ion transmembrane transporter activity. The record is from RefSeq and is a predicted model, not a curated record. NCBI's taxonomy places the organism in Eukaryota, Metazoa, Arthropoda, Insecta, Hymenoptera, Apidae.